AUGACUAGACCAACAUCUCCACCUGCAGCGAAACGUAUAAAGCUUGAAGAACGAACGCCGACUCAUCUCGAUGUGGAACCGAACGAGAUCCAGGGAAAUGACUCCGAAGUUGCAGACAUAAAUGAAGAUGACGCUGUCGAGGACGAAGAAGACGAGAACAACUGCAGUAUAUGCCUGCACUCCGUCGUGGACCGAACUGUGAUACCCAAAUGCUCACAUGAAUUCUGUUUCGAGUGUUUGCUGAUGUGGGCAGAGCAAUCUCGACGAUGCCCACUUUGUUCGCAGGCUAUAGGAGACUACCUCAUACACUCUAUCAGAUCGCGGUAUGAUUAUCGCAAACAUUAUCUAUCUCCCUUACGGACAUCACCUCCCCCUUCUCGUCCAGCCCAAGCUACCAAUGCCGUUCUACGGACUACGAGGCAGAACGCUAGAAGAAGACGUGAACGCGAAUGGGGAACGCGUGUAAGAGAACACGAGGAGUUUGAUAAAUUGGAGCGGUCUAUCCUCAAGCGGAGAUGGAUAUACCAGCACGAUUUAUAUGCCAAGCAUGUUGCAUCAAAUUCCUACACGAAAUAUCGCCCAUAUCCUACUCCCUCGCAGUUCUCGAACUCUCAAGAACUCAUAUCUCGCACCACGAGCUUUCUAAGGCGAGAACUCCAAGUCUGGGAGGGCCUUGACGUCGAAUUCCUUACGAAUCUUAUCAUCUCCUUAAUGAAGGCAAUCGACAUACGUUCCGAAUCCGCGGUGAAGUUAAUUUCUGAGUUUCUGGACAUGGAUGAGCCAUAUACCCCGGGAGGAAGACACGUCAACGCUGAACAUUUCGCACAUGAGGUGUAUUGCUACGUCAGGUCUCCGUACCGAGACCUGUUCGUGUACGACACAGUGGUGCAGUAUGAUUUACCUGCGGGUGUGCCUCCUCCGCCGGACCUUGAGAGAAGCCGCAGAUGGCAUCCUUCUUCACCCCCACGCUCAACUGCAGGCCCUUCCCAGGAGAAUCGCACACAGCGCCUGCGCUCAAGGACCAGAUCAUCGGAGCGCGAGUGCUCCUGGUCUCCUUCUGGAAGACAAUAUCCUUCCACCAGAAAUAGGAUCACUUUCGAUACACCCGGGGCGUCAGCGAGCAAAUAUGCAGAGCAUGGUUCACAUAUCCGAACCAGAAAUGUGAAUCUCCAGGAUAAAGGACGUUCCAGUAUUUCUGAUGACGAGAUCUCGCAUGAUGGCGCGAACGAGACAUGGGAAAAAGAUGUUCCAAUUGCAUCGUCUUCCAAGAGCACUGUAUUUUCGUCAGCAGCAUCAUCCAGCAGAAAUGUCAAGCAUAUGCCAAUUGUUGGAGCGGACGAUUAUCGCACGAAGGGAAAGGGUAAAGCUGAUGCGAAGGAAUAUCCCAAGGCGGCGAUCGAACUCGCUAAUGACAUAUCCGAAUCCGCCAACACCCCCGACGCCGAAGAAAUAGACCAGGAUCUAGGCCAUGAUCCUCCGGAUGGAAAACAUAUGCCAAAUGACGUUUUUGAGGAUGUGGAUCCAAAGCCCGUCCCCAGUCGCCCCACCAGAACGCGUGCGCUCAGGCCUCCUCGUAACAGCUCUUUACGCGAUUCGGUAAAAGCACACCUCGCGAAGAACGCGGAAACUUGGACGGGCGCUGCAGAUAGCACAAAGGUGCAGCCGACGCGUCAACCUUCAACCAAUGAAACCGCUCCUCCUAUGAGCGCCUCAACGGAAUUCCCUCCCGCAUCAUUGGACCACACCGACAUUCCCCCAGCUUCAAAUACCCAGGCACAAUCUCUGUCAGUUGAGCGCCAAGCGGGGACACGUUUUGUGGAUAUCUCGCGUGCUGAUGCUCGGGGUUCAAACGCCAGCACGCGGGACACACGGGUGGGAAUUGGUCAUCCCAAAAUCUCCGAUCCAUUCCGCUCUUCAACAGAAAUUCCCCGCACCAACAUUGUCAGCGAUGCAAUGAGUGCUAGGCUGCCAACAAAUAUUGUGCAGGAGGACUCAGUGGAUCGUACAUUAGAGCCCAACGCCAGGAAUGACGCUGCAAAUUCACCUCUCAAGGUUAUCACUGAUGUUCACGGAGAGUCUUCGUCAUCAAAUAUCAACAGACCGCAGAAUUCAAACCACGGUAUGUGCGCAGCAGACACCAUCUCAUUGAAUGCAGCGGUCCCAUCAUCAAAGUUCUCUCCCAAGAUAUCUGGUGGGCGUAUCUCUCCGAUGGCAAACACCAAUCAUGGCCGCCACUCCACCUGUGCUGUCGACGGAUCCGUUCAGAGACUCGCAUCGUCUGACCACGCACAAAAAGUUCACCGCGAUCAUGACGUGCAGGCGGACCCUGAAAUUCCCGGAAUGGAAUACAUCCCCAUUAGGAAAGACGGUUGUACAAACACCGAUUCGAUCACACUCGUCAAUCAUUCGACAGUUCCACGCGCGAUAAAAACAACGCGCACGAGGCUACUGGCUCGCUUGGAAUUCGAGAAACAGCUGGCUGCUGGAUGCCCGGGGAUACAAGAUGAUACCGACCCUCGUGCUUUACGAGAUGGGAUGCCAGUGUCGUCGACUGCUGUUACUCCAGCUUCGUCAUCGUUUGACGCGUCUGCCGUGCACAUGGACGCGCCCUUGGGGGACAUAAGUGAUGCUCCACACCGCCCUGACGCUAGUGCACAGAGUCUAAAGGAUAAUAGCUACGCGAACACUGAUCCGGGUCCCGAGCACCCCGAAGAAGAAGCCAACGUACGAGAAGCAAGACUGCGAGCACGCAUUCAGCUGAGAGCUCGUCUUGCAGCAGAGAAACGGAAGGCAAGUGGGUAUUGA
Psilocybe cubensis is the source of this 2805-nucleotide messenger RNA. RefSeq lists its product as uncharacterized. Gene Ontology annotation, biological process: protein monoubiquitination; protein polyubiquitination. Gene Ontology annotation, molecular function: metal ion binding; ubiquitin protein ligase activity. The record is from RefSeq and is a predicted model, not a curated record. The coding region runs from base 1 to 2805 and encodes 934 amino acids. The transcript is spliced from 6 exons. Lineage: Eukaryota; Fungi; Basidiomycota; Agaricomycetes; Agaricales; Agrocybaceae.